AUGUCAACUCUACGACUAGCUUUGGCCCAGUUACUCAUCGGCUCCAACAAACAAGCCAAUAUAGAAAAAGCAAUUUCUUUUAUUGAACGAGCGAAAAAACAAUUUGCUGAUGUUGUCAUUCUUCCAGAAUGUUUUAAUUCUCCUUAUGGUCCACAAUACUUUAAUAAAUAUGCUGAAAAUAUUCCAACUGGUGAAACAAGCUUAGCACUAUCGAAAGCAGCUAAAGAUUUAAAAAUAAAUAUUAUUGCUGGUACUAUUCUUGAAAGGGAUAAUGAUGCACUGUAUAAUACUUGCACUGUUUGGAACACCGAAGGUCAUCUCAUAGCAAAACAUAGAAAAGUCCAUUUGUUUGAUAUUGAUAUAAAAGAUAAGAUACGAUUUUUCGAAAGUGAAGUUUUGAGUGCAGGCAAUUCAUUAACAAUUAUUGAUAUAAAUAAUUUCAAAAUCGGAAUUGGUGUUUGUUACGAUAUAAGAUUUGAAGAAAUGGCACGCCUGUAUCGUAAUAAAGGAUGCAAUUUAUUAGUGUAUCCAGCAGCAUUUAACAUGACCACCGGUCCAUUACACUGGCAACUCCUUCAACGCUCAAGAGCUAAUGAUAAUCAAUGCUACGUAGCAUGUGUUUCUCCAGCACGUGAUACUACAGCAAGUUAUGUCGCGUGGGGGCAUAGCCAACUGACUAAUCCUUGGGGAGAAGUAGUUCAUGAUUUGGAUGUUCAUGAAAACAUGAUAGUUACAGAAAUAAAUUCAUCUAUAGUGGAAGAAGUGAGAAGUCAAAUACCAACAAUUAAUCAACGCCGUACCGACGUUUAUGAUACCAUUUAUAAACAUGAUAGCAAAUAA
Messenger RNA from Cotesia congregata, 840 nucleotides. Lineage: Eukaryota; Metazoa; Arthropoda; Insecta; Hymenoptera; Braconidae. The record is from the annotation of a GenBank genome assembly.